CCAUGGUCGAGCUCAUCAACAAGGACUAUGCAGACUUCGUCAACCUGUCAACGAACCUGGUUGGCAUGGACAGAGCCCUCAGCCAGCUUUCUGUGCCUUUGGGACAGUUACGGGAAGAGGUUCUGGUAAGUCCCCAGGUGCCGGUAAACAGUCUAUAUGUAUAAACCACGUUACGCUCGUUUGCCUUCUCCAAGAAGAACUCCUUUAAUGUGUUAGGUUGUUGUGGUGGUGGUUUAAUGGUCCAUGAUUAUAGUACUCACCUUCAAAACUGGUGAAGAUGAUUCUCUACUUUUUGCAUGUGAUAUUACAGACUAAAAACGUGUUUGGUUUGAAGACGACAGAUCGUCAAAGAGUAGACACUUUUAAAUGUCAGGGCGGAAAAGAAGGGUAUUUCAAAAUUUAACUUGUUAAUACCACCUCCCCCAUCUGUAAGUGGUCUCCAACUUAGAACUGGCUGACGUAUAGUUUAAAAUUUGUAAUUUUACAAGUGUUUUCCCAGACAGUGUUUUACAUGUGGUUAGGUUCCUGGACCAGUCUACAAAAGCUGUUCAACCCCUGUAUGUAACUGAAGGAUAAUAUAAAUAUCAUGUAACGCCUAGUUUCUGGGAGAAACUCUCUCCCGUGGGAAUGGGAGUGUAAGCCUUGAGGACAGGGACCCCAUCUGGAUGAACAGUGGAGCGGGAGUUUUGGCAUCACCUCUGACAGGAGACCGUGUGGCCUGCCCUCCCCUCACCCACUCAUCUGUGCUAGGCACCCCGGCCUCCAUUGUCCCUUAGUUGUGAUGCACUGCACCAUCGCUUCCUGUGUGUGUCACCACUGGACCACGCCAGACCAAGUGGCCUCAUGCACCUUGCCCCCGAGACAGCGCCUGGCACGUGCGAGGCUCUCAGUAGGUAACGUAGGUAAAGAGGCCCUGCCUGGAGAGAACUGAAGGAAGUGCAGGGUAAUGGGAGUGUCAGAGCUGAGAAGUCCCGAGGAGGGGAGGGGUAGGCGGGAAAGACUUCAUAAGAGAGAUAAGUGUUGAGCUGUGCCUUGAACUAGCAGAUGUGUUUGAAAGUGUAUGUUUUUGAAUUUUACAAAAGCUCAUUACAGUGCUUUUCCUUGGAGUGGAAGGAAAGGGGUUUGUGGCCCGCUGCUGGGCUGCGCGGCAGCUUCUGCGUGGCUCUCCUGCCUCCUCCUCGGUGCUCCCUCACCUCCCAGCCUCGUGGCUGGCGUCUCCUGGGCCUCAGCCUGUGGUAACCUCCCACUCUUCUCUGUGCGCUCUCUCCGCUCUGCUGACCUGUGCUUUGAACUUCCUGGGUUGCUCUCACGCCUCCGGGCUCUAGUCCAGCCCUGCCACCUGCCCGUACCACGUCGCCUCCCUUAUUCUGCAGCUGUCUUUAUAGCCACCUUUCUCCUCACCAGCCACAGACCUCACCUGCCUUUUUGACCUCAACUCACAACGCUGCUCUGAGAUUCUAUGAUCAUUGAGGGAUAAGACUGUUUCUGUCUAAUUCAUCAUUGUAGCCUCACUGGCUACCACGGUAGCUGACAUUUAAUAGACAUUUCAUAAUGUUUAUUGAAUGAAUGAAUUCACCUCUCUAUAAAGCUUUUGUGAUUUAUGUAGUUUAUUCUGAUCGUUUCCAUUACCUUCAUUUUGGCCUCAAUUCUUCAUACUUGGCUUAAUUUAUUAGCUUCUGGACAUGUUUCUCCACCUAUGACCUCUGGCUUUUCCUGGCCAUUCUGUUCCUUACUUCUUGAUUCCUGCCAUCCCCCAAGCAGCAUUUCAUCAGGAAAUAUCAGUGCUUCGGGAUUCUCUAGUUCCCUAAAAUGUGUAGAAUCUAAAGUCCUCCUAAAUCAACCCCUCCCUGUUUAUUUCUACUCCUGCAAAAUGAAGCCUGCAGUGCACCCGGGUGCAUGCCUCACCCACCCUGAGUGUGCGCCGUCAGUUGUGUCUUCCCACCUUUGUCUUCUGAUAACCUCCUCUCCACCAUCGUCAGCUUCCACAGGUUCUCAGGGUCAGACUCAAGUCCCAUCCCCUGUGCCAGACUCUCCUAUCCUUUGAUUCAGAUGAUUUCUUGAACGACAUUGACGAGUCUUAGGUCAUCUGUCAGUGAAGGAAUUCGGGCAGUAGAUGAACGAAUGUCUAGACAAGAGGACAUUAGGAAAAAAAAGAUAUGUGUGUUGAGGCUUAUACAGGUUAUUCGAUCAGUUGAGAAAAUUGAAAAAAUCUUAAAUUCUCAACAUUCUAAAGAAACAUCUGCACUAGAAGCAAGCAGCCCACUUCUGACUGGACAGAUUUUGGAGAGAAUUGCCACAGAAUUUAACCAGUUACAGUUUCAUGCUGUUCAAAGCAAAGGCAUGCCUCUUUUGGACAAAAUAAGACCACGUAUAGCUGGCAUUACAGCCAUGUUACAGCAGUCACUGGAAGGCCUCCUUUUGGAAGGCCUGCGGACUUCCAGUGUCGAUGUGAUCCGGCACUGCUUACGGACUUACGCCACGAUUGACAAGGCACGGGACGCGGAGGCGUUAGUUGGUCAAGUCCUGGUGAAACCAUACGUGGAUGAGGUGAUUGUAGAGCAGAUUGCCGAUGCUCACCCGAGUGAUCUUCAGCUCAUGUACAGGAAGCUCCUGGAGUUCGUUCCCCACCACUGCCGCCUCCUUCGAGAGGUCACGGGAGGAGCCACCUCAAGUGAAAAAGGCAAUACUGUUCCCGGAUAUGAUUUUUUGGUGAAUUCUGUCUGGCCAGAAAUAGUACGAGGAUUAGAAGAAAAAUUGCCCUCACUUUUUAAUGCUGGGAAUCCCGAUGCCUUUCACCAGAAAUAUACCAUAAGUAUGGAUUUUGUAAGAACACUUGAACGGCAAUGUGGAUCACAGGCCAGUGUAAAAAGAUUAAGAGCACAUCCCGCCUAUCACAGCUUCAAUAAUAAGUGGAACUUGCCUGUGUAUUUUCAAAUAAGAUUUAGAGAAAUAGCGGGAUCCUUAGAAGCAGCACUUACAGAUGUCCUGGAAGACGCACCAGCUGGAAGUUCGUAUUGCCUCUUGGCUUCUCACAGGACGUGGAGCAGCCUGCAGAGGUGUUGGUCUGACCAGAUGUUCUUGCCGUUGCUGGUGCAUCGUCUGUGGAGACUCACUCUGCAGAUUCUCGCACGGUACUCCGUGUUUGUCAAGGAGCUUUUACUCAGGCCCAUCUCUAAUGAAAGUGCCAAGGAUAUUAAAAAGCCUUCGGGAACUGGCAGCAAAGAUCCUUCCGUCGCCCAAGGAAACUGCGAAGACCGAGGAAGCGGCCCUUCCGAGACGAAGCCCGUCGUCCCCGUCUCCAGCACUCAGCUUGUUUACGUGGUCGCAGACCUGGACAGGCUUCAGGAGCAGCUUCCAGAGCUCUUGGAAACAAUCAGGCCAAAACUUGAAGUGAUUGGCUUUAAGAAUUUUUCUUCUAUCUCAGCAGCCCUGGAGGACUCCCGGCUAUCUCUGUCUGCCUGUGUGCCUGCCUUGAGUGACAGAGUCACCCAGGACUUGAGUGAGUCUUGCUUCAGUCACCUGAAAAGUGCCCUGGAGGUUCCCAGGCUGUACCGAAGAACCAACAAGGAGGUGCCAACGACAGCCUCCUCUUAUGUGGACAGUGCUCUGAAGCCGUUGUACCAGCUUCAGAGCGGGCACAAGGAUAAGCUCAAACAAGCCAUAAUUCAGCAGUGGUUAGAAGGCGCUCUCUCUGAGAGCACGCAUAAGUACUAUGAGACCGUGUCGGACGUCCUGAACUCCGUGAGGAAGAUGGAGGAGAGCCUGAAGAGGCUGAAACAAGCCAGGAGGACCGCUCCCGCCACCCCCGCCGGGCCCAGUGGCGGCGGCAUGAGUGACGACGACAAGAUCAGGCUGCAGUUGGCCUUGGACGUCGCAUAUUUAGGAGAGCAGGGUCCUGUCCACCCAGAGCCUCCCUUCAGGCGCAUGGCAGUUCUGGUGCAGGGGAGGGUGACCCGACGCACCUUCCCGGCAACCGACGCCUGCGUGUCGGGGAGGGAGAAGAGUUGGGAGUGCUGGAAAGAGGUACUGAAAGCGCGUGGCUGGUUCGUCGGUUCGCAGGUUCACACGCGCGUGCGAGCGCUCGUGCCGGGCCGUGGCACGGGCCCCUUCAGCCCAACGACGAUGCGAGAGCAGGUACGCCUCCUGCUCUGCCUUUGCGUUUCCUCGUGGCUCAGUCUGGUCGAAGGUUAGCUCUGUGGGGGAGAAGGGUGACCGGGAGUUAAGGGAGCAGACCUGGGAGGCAUCAGCGGGGAUUGGGCGGUGGAGCCAGAGCAUGGGCGGGGGAGGGGAGGGGAGGGGAGCCCCCGGGAGAGCAGUGGGCGCAGCUGGGCAGCGCUCUGGCCUCCUCCGCUCCCCGCAGGGAGGGCCCCGCCCUUGGACGGAUGGGCGUCCUAACUCUGCGCAACAUUAGGAAGCUGGCCAGAGGCGCAGGAGGGCGAGUGAGACCGUGGGAGGGACUGGUGCGAAGGGGCUGAGCCCGCUUGGCCGGGGGCGCCGGCGCCCCAUUGUGCGGUGCUGGGCCCGUGGGCAGCAGGGGCCGGGGCGGGGAGAGCCGGCCCCUCGGCGCCGCCCCGGAGCUGCACGCACACCUGGGAGUUGGGGCGCGGCCUCGUGCCAGGAGGCGAGCCUGCAGCUCGGCGUAACGGGGUGCGCUGCACGCGCUGCAUCACUGCCUCCGCGUCGCGCGGGCUCCCUCGGGGCCUCGGCAGCCACGUGGCCCGGUCUCAGUCAGCGAUAGGCUCUGGCGCUGUCCCCAUCUCCCCGGCUGCUUUGCCUUUAUCGGUUGUUUCAGGACGUGGUGGACAGGGAUACAGUUUAUUAGCCCCUCCAACUCCAGCACUGUUGUUCCCAGUUUGCAGGUGAGGAAACAGAAAUUAAGGAGUUGAGUCGGUAACAGGUUUGGGAUCUGAUGACAUCCCUCGGGGGCCGUGAGGCGCGUUCCCUGGCCGUCCUUGGGCCGGGGCUCGUGCCCAGCUGGAAUGUCAGAUUGAAGGGACCUGUAGUUGUCAGAUGAUGACCUUGUCUCUGGAUACGCACUUCGCAACCCCAGGAAGACGCACGGUUGGCUGCAGAAAUGUGUAAGAGAAACCAACCCCUACCGUUAACCCGUUAAUCCUUUGUGUCAAGUGGUGCACAAGACGCCGGUCCUGAGUAUCCUUGCAGCAUCCUGAGCCUUCUGCGCAUCUGAAAGAGCUCCGGAGCGGAGAGCGGCGAGUCCGUUAGU
Molecule: messenger RNA, 5224 nt
Organism: Aethalodelphis obliquidens (Pacific white-sided dolphin)
Lineage: Eukaryota; Metazoa; Chordata; Mammalia; Artiodactyla; Delphinidae
Gene: COG2
Product: component of oligomeric golgi complex 2
Exons: 17
Coding region: 2122-4191 (689 amino acids)
Biological process (GO): Golgi organization; protein transport; intra-Golgi vesicle-mediated transport
Cellular component (GO): COG complex; membrane
Source: RefSeq, a predicted model, not a curated record